Messenger RNA from Chroicocephalus ridibundus (black-headed gull), 1418 nucleotides. It is a transcript of the gene SETD9, whose product is annotated as SET domain containing 9. The transcript has 7 exons. Gene Ontology annotation, molecular function: protein binding. NCBI's taxonomy places the organism in Eukaryota, Metazoa, Chordata, Aves, Charadriiformes, Laridae. The record is from RefSeq and is a predicted model, not a curated record. The coding region runs from base 312 to 1133 and encodes 273 amino acids.
GAGGGCGGUGCCCCCGGGGCGGUCGUGAGGGAGUGGGAGCCGGCGCCAUGUUGCGAUCCCUGAGGCGGCGGUGGGACGGCUACAAGUACCGCUUCGUGCCCUGGCUGGCCCUCAACCUCCGCCGCAAGCGCAGUAACUGCUGGAGCUGAGACCCCGCUCCCCCCUUCUCGGGAGUGACCGGAGGCGGCGCAGGAGCCAACUCAGAUGUUUCACGGGGAGGUGGCCGCUUUGACAAAGCGCUUCUGCCUUGUGUGUCGCUUCGAUGAAUACCUCGCUACUUUAAAAUGGAAUUUAACGUUAAAACUAGGUAGAUGGGUUUUCCUUUUAUUCGGACCCUCCGAUAUGUUCCCGAAAGCUCUCAAGACAAAAUUAUCUCUGAUGAAGAUGUCUUUGAAACACUACUGAAAAUAUUUAAAGCUCUCUUCAUAAAUGACUUAAGUAGACAAGCACAUAUUUUGGCCUUACUUCCAGAAAUCAGAUGUAAAUAUAUGGAAUUAGUGACUGUUGAGCAGAAGCAAUCAGAAGUAAACCAUCAGGGCCAACAUGUAUUUAGUCCGGAGGAAGUUCUGUUUAAUACACUGGGGUUCAGUCUUACUCGAGACCGUAGUUCCCUGGUUUCUGCUGGGACUGGAGUCUUUGUUACCAAAGGUUUUGUACCAAAAGGGACGCUUGUAUCUAUGUAUCCUGGCACAGUAUACAGAAAGCAUGAGCCCAUCUUUUUCCAGUCCCUUGGCAAUCCCUUUAUUUUUAGGUGCAUAGAUGGCAUCCUUAUUGAUGGGAAUGAUAGAGGACUGUCAAGAUCAGUGUACAGGUCUUGCAGCAGGAGAGAUCAACUUGGCCCAUUUCAAAUGAGUGAUGAGAGCUGGCUCACAUCUGCCCUGCAAAACCCAUUGGCAGUGGGACAGUAUGUCAACAACUGCUCACAUGGUAAGUUGCCAGAAAAAGCAGCCAACGUGUGUUACCAGGAGUUUGAUGUGCCGGAAUAUUUUCCAGUAGAACUGAAACAGUAUCUUCCAAACAUCGUCUACAGCCAUGAGAUAGACAGCCACCUGAGGUGUGUAGUGCUUGUCACUCUCAGAGACAUCAAGCAAGGAGAAGAACUUUUUUCUAAUUACUACACUGUUGUCAACUGAGUGAAUAGACUCAAGACUGAAGAAAUCUGUGUCAUUAAAAUGGUUACUGCAUGUGUAUGUCAAGCUUCGUGAGCAUUUUUACAUAAUGGAAGGCUGUAGCUGUACCAUUUAGAAAGCAAGCUGCAGGCUUGUGUUUCCCUGACAGCACUUCACACUUGAUGCAGAGGUGAACGUUUAACUGUUUACAUCGUUAGGUUCUCAGCUGUCUGCUGGUGUUGAUAUUGUUGCUUAUUGUUGCUCAGCUGCCCAUACAGUAGCUCACAAAAUAAAAUACUAAGUUUUGGA